CUUCGACUUUCUUCCCACAUUCCCACACACACACACACAGCGCAAGAAACCCUUUCGAGUUCGAAUCAAGGAGAAGAUGGAAGCUGGUACGAGGCUCCUUUCUCCAUCACCUCCGCCCAAGCAAGCAAGAACAUACAUUAGGAAUCCUUCCUUCGGUUCAGUUGCGAGGCUACAUGAUCAAGCUGUUCGGACAAUUAGAUCUGUGCCUGCUGCAUCGGUUGUGCGUCCUGUUUCGGCAUCAACUCUUUCAAAGGACCAACAGGAUGAUCGUAGAGCUAGUUUUAACAAGGAUGAAAAUAGAGCAACAGCAACACUGUUUAAACAGCUAACGGAUGUUGGAAGUUCAGAUAACAAAGAGAAGGAAGAGUAUGAUUUUGACCGACAUCAGAGAGGAUCUGAAGACCAAUUGCUUUAUCGUUCGGGUUUGUUGGAUCCAUUCCCAUCUUUCCACUGCAAGGAAAAAUCCCUAUUAGCGAUGUCCAUCGAACAAGAAGACAGUACUAAGUCUAUAGGUCAAGAUAAGAGAAUGCAGUCCGCUAAUGGUACAAAUUUCAUGACACUGGUGGAUGUUCUCGCCCUUGCUACAAGAGCUACAAUGGCCUCUAGAGAAGCCACAUCACUGGCAGAAAAAUCAAAUAUUUUAGCAGCACAGCUUCUUGAAUCUCAUUCUUCUCGCUUAAAUUAUGAUGGAUCAACCAAGGAAACUGUGAUCGAAGAAAAAAUGACCGUCAGAUCGAAACGAUUGUUGAAGAGGCAGUCCAAGAAACUCAAAAGUUUCAUCCUCGGAGAUACUAGAUCAGCAGCUGAAAUUAACAAGAAGAUAAAUAGAAGUCUUGAUUCAAAUGACCCCCUUAGAUCAUUUUUAUGGGGUCCUGAGACAAAGCAGCUGCUAACUGUUAAAGAAGAAAAGGACUUAUUCGUCCAGAUACAGGAUCUUAUGAGAUUGGAAGAAGUUCAACAGAGACUUCAGGUACAGUUUAAUCGUGAACCAACAUUGGCUGAGUGGGCUCAGUCUGUUGGAAUGAGCUGUGAUGUCCUGCGGUCCUUGAUUUCUUCUGGGCGACGCAGCCGGGACAAGAUGAUCUAUGCUAAUUUCCGUCUUGUGGUGCAUUUGGCUAGACAGUAUGAAGGGAAGGGCCUCAAGUUUCGGGAUCUAUUGCAGGAGGGAAGCAGGGGGCUGAUGAAGAGUUUAGAGAAGUUCAAGCCCAAUGCUGGCUGCAGGUUUCCGACUUAUUCUUAUUGGUGGAUAAGACAAUCAAUUAGGAAGGCCAUAUUUCAGAAUUCACGAAUCAUUCGUCUUCCGGAUAACAUUUAUGCAUUUCUAAAGGAGAUAAAGUAUGCGAGGAGACUGUGCAUUCAAGAAGGCCGGCUCCCAACAAAUGAAGAGAUCGCAAAGCGGGUUGGCAUCACAGUUAAGAAAUUGGAAAAACUGCUCCUAUACUUUAGAGAUCCAGUAUCAAUUCAGGAACAUGCUUGGCAGAAUGUCACUUUUCAAGAGAUCACAGCAGACCCUGGGGUUGAGAUUCCUGAUCUUAUCGUCGCGAAGCAGCUGAUGAGACAGCAUGUUCACGACAUUCUAAAGACCUUGAAGCCAAGGGAGAGGAAGAUAAUUCAGUACCGGUUUGGAAUGCAUGAGAACAAGAAGAAGACUCUAAGCGAGAUUGGCGAUAUAUAUGGCCUGUCGAAUGAAAGGAUACGACAGCUCGAGAGCCGAGCUCUGAACAAGCUGAAAGAGUGGUGCCUUACAACUCAAGGUCUAAAGGCGUACCGAGACUUGCUCGUCUGAUCCUACCCAUCUUCAACUUCCAUACCCAGUCAUCAAAUUUACCUCCUUUACUGUAUUUUGUCUGUCAUCUGCUCCAAUCCAUCACAUGCCUAUAAUCUACUGUACAUAAUGAGGAAGUCAUGAAUGGCUUUUAAGCUCA
Molecule: messenger RNA, 1925 nt
Organism: Musa acuminata AAA Group (dessert banana)
Lineage: Eukaryota; Viridiplantae; Streptophyta; Magnoliopsida; Zingiberales; Musaceae
Product: RNA polymerase sigma factor sigF, chloroplastic-like
Exons: 9
Coding region: 77-1786 (569 amino acids)
Biological process (GO): regulation of DNA-templated transcription; DNA-templated transcription initiation
Molecular function (GO): DNA-binding transcription factor activity
Source: RefSeq, a predicted model, not a curated record